CAGCGGCCACUGUGAAUGUCCAACGGAAUAAUUUAAAUCGCGAAAGAGCUUUUUUGAAGGGUGUUUUUUAAAUUAAUGUUUCACUUAAUCCAAUAAAGAUCAAAAGCAGUAGCUAUGUGGAUGUUAGAUGUUAAAGCGUACUUGAGCCAAUCAACGGAGCUAAAAUGCUGCACACCGAAACCUUGCCUGGUCACCAGGGCAUCUAUGCUCCAUUAAGUCAGGCAAUGAGCGAUUCCGAAUCCGACGAGGAGAUCGAGAUCCACAACGCUGUUAAUCAUCGCCAGAAUUUGCAGCAGAAACUGCAACAAGCACAGAGAAAUUCGCCGGAGCAGUUCCACUCACAAAGGAUUCGCAUUCCGCCAAACACAUUGGCCCUGAAAUCACCGCACACCCGAGCCCCACCAACCGCCACUAGGAUUGUAACCCGGAAUCCAGCCGGGCAUCCACACGCCCAGAAAUUCCAGUUGGAGGGCAGCAGCUACGCCACCAAUAUGCAAAACACCUUCCGUUCGGUCAUGUUGAGUGACAACGGAGGCGUGGGCUCAGAGUUGUCCCACUUCAACAGUGAAUUCGAUUCCAAUGCAGAUAAUGUGGCCAUCUUGGGUGGCAAUCAGUCGGGCGAAGACUCGGCCAAAAGGACACCCAUGUCGCCGGCCCGAAAGUGCUGUUUCAUCGGCAGCCUGUUGCUCUGCUUCGUGGCCGUCGUUUCCUUUGUGUGGCUAGUGCCCUGCGGCAACCCAGAUGGCACUGGAUCAUGUCCAGCGGUGGUUGAUCGCCUCAAAACCCACAACUGGUUCAAUAACUACACAAGGGCCGAGCUGAGGGGAGUCAAUGUGGUUGGCGGCUUAAAAGCCUGGGAGAACAACCUUAUCUUCAUGUACCGCGGCGAUGGAUUCUUUCCAGAAUUUCGACUCGGCAACGAGCGGCGGAACGGCAUCAUCUGCUUGAUUGGCUCCUCCGGAGCUGUAGCCUGGUUUGUGGAGAUGGUGGACGAACCGGUGGCCCUUGAUUGCACCCUCAUCGACAUCGAUGGCAAUGGGAAGGCGGACUGCCUAAUACUCGAUGAAUACGGUGAGCUGGGCGCCAUCAAUCCUGUUUCCGGACGUUGGCUUUGGUGGUUCAAGGAGCGUUCGGCCCGCAAGGUUGAUGCCUACGAUUUUCCGGUCAUCCUGCCCGAUCUGGAUGCGGAUGGAGUACUGGACUUGCUGCUCGUGACCAGUUUAUCGCUGGAACAGCGAACCAAAUCGCUGGCACAGCUAAAACAUGAAUCUCCCAGUCAGUUAGAAGCUCGGAAUGUGCUUCGUUUGCUUUCGGAGAAAAAUGGAUCGCCAAUAGGCGAUGGCUUUCGCAUCCACGACUGCGACAGGCUGAGUAAUGUCAAGCUGGAGGCGGGCAAUGUGAGCUUCUCCUGCCAGCGCGUCAACGGCACCGAGCAGCUGCGUUCCAAGAGUCUGGCGGAGCUGUAUGCCCUGAUCACCAACAAGUCCAUAGUGGGGCAAAGGUUGUCUACCUCGAAGAUCUCGCAGCACAGGAACCAUGGUCAGCGACGGGAAUUGGAUGCCCAAAGGAACAUCUACUCCUUGAGUGGACGCGAGCUGGUGGUGGAGAAUCGUGGUCGCUGCCCGGAGGAUUGCAAUGUCACCUUUGUGCUGAGCGAAGUUCGCGACGGCAAGCCGCACAUGGUGCACAAUUUCAGCGAGAGCGGCAUGUAUGGCAUGGUGCCCGCCCAGUGGCAUUUCAAGAACACCAAGUCACCGAUGUCCGGCUUUGUGAUGAAAUUCUGGAAGUGGCAUGGUCUCGUGAAGCCAUCGAAACAGAGCUCCGCCAGCAGCAAUAGCAAUAAUGUGCAGAAAAGUGCCAGCAACAAUCACACCAAGAACAUGAAUGCCAUCAAGGAUAAGGAGAAGGAGAAGGCGCAGGCCAAGAAACAACAACAACAGCAACAGCAGCAACAACAACGUCUGAGGAGGAGCACGAAGGCCGGCGACCAUCAGUUUCCGCCUGCCCACCAGGAAUUUGAUGUGUUUGGGCACGUAAAGCAAAAGCGGGAAACCUUUGGGGUGCCCUCCAAAAACAUGACCAGAUCCAGUGGCGUCUCGCCCGGCGGCAGCUACAAAAUGAAUAUGAUCACGGAAACCGUGAUCCUUGUUUUGUUCGUAGGCACCGACACCCACAUCGAGAACACCUCGCAAAGCAACAUCAUCCAAUUCUGCCGACACGACCGCAAGGUGUGCCAGCCCGAUCUGAACAACCAGGAUCACUCGAUGCUCAUUGCUGAUCUGGACCAGGACGGAUCCCAGGAGCUGGUCACAUACAUGUCCACAUUCGUACAGCCCGAGGAUGAGCAGCAGAGGGAUUGGAAACUGCUAACCUACGUGAGGUUGCUGCGCCUCCAGGCAGAACUCCCCGCCUUUUUUGAGGAGGACAGGCACAACUAGGCGGUAAUCCCGAUUCCGAGACGGAAUAUAGUGCAUUUAGCCAGCCGGAAACGUGCUGUCGGACACGAGUAGCAGUUUAACCUAGUUGCAUGCAUUACAUUGUACAUUAGUAGAACCUUUUCUAGUCUCCCAUAAUAAAUCAGUAAACUUUCCAUUAACUUA
Molecule: messenger RNA, 2600 nt
Organism: Drosophila ficusphila
Lineage: Eukaryota; Metazoa; Arthropoda; Insecta; Diptera; Drosophilidae
Source: RefSeq, a predicted model, not a curated record